GUGCUGACUGGCCCCAAAUGACUGACAAUCUGGUGUAACGAAAAUUUCCAAUGUAAACUCAUUUUCCCUCGGUUUCAGCAAUUUUAAAUCUAUAUAUAGAGAUAUCUUUGUCAGAGCAUAGCAUUGUUAGCUUCUCCUGAUAAACUAAUUGUCUCACAUUGUCACUGCAGAUUGACACCUAUUAAUGGGUCUCACCUCCCAACUGCUUCCCGCUCUGUUCUUCCUGUUAGCAUGUGCCGGCAACUUUGUCCAUGGACACAACUGUGAUGUCGCCUUAGAGGAGAUCAUCAAAACUUUGAACAUUGUCACAGAGCAAAAGACUCUGUGCACCGAGUUGACCGUAAUGGACAUCUUUGCUGCCUCCAAGAACACAACUGAGAAGGAAACCUUCUGCAGAGCUGCGACUGUGCUCCGGCAGUUCUACAGCCACCAUGAGAAGGGCACUCGCUGCCUGGGUGCAACCACACAGCAUUUCCACAGUCACAAGCAGCUGAUCCGAUCCCUGAAACGGCUGGACAGGAACCUCUGCAGCCUGGUGGGCUUGAAUUCCUGUCCUGUGAAGGAAGCCAACCAGACUAUGUUGAAAGACUUCUUGGAAAGGCUAAAGAUGAUCAUGAAAGAGAAAUAUUCAAAGUGUUGAAGCUGAAUAUUUUAAUUUAUGAGUUUUUUAUAGCUUUAUUUUUAAAAUAUUUAUAUAUUUAUAACUCAUAAUAAAAUAAAAUAUAUACAGAAUC
Cebus imitator (Panamanian white-faced capuchin) is the source of this 734-nucleotide messenger RNA. It is a transcript of the gene IL4, whose product is annotated as interleukin 4. The transcript has 4 exons. Gene Ontology annotation, cellular component: extracellular region. Lineage: Eukaryota; Metazoa; Chordata; Mammalia; Primates; Cebidae. The coding region runs from base 185 to 640 and encodes 151 amino acids. Gene Ontology annotation, molecular function: growth factor activity; cytokine activity; interleukin-4 receptor binding. The record is from RefSeq and is a predicted model, not a curated record. Gene Ontology annotation, biological process: positive regulation of receptor-mediated endocytosis; positive regulation of interleukin-13 production; positive regulation of defense response to virus by host.